Acanthosepion pharaonis is the source of this 516-nucleotide messenger RNA. The record is from the annotation of a GenBank genome assembly. NCBI's taxonomy places the organism in Eukaryota, Metazoa, Mollusca, Cephalopoda, Sepiida, Sepiidae.
AUGGCUACUGCCGUAGCUUUCUUUUAUUCAUUCCUUUUGCUUAGGCAUAUUCCCUUCUUUCUUUCUUUCUUUCUUUCUUUCUUUCUUUCUUUCUUUCUUUCUUUCUUUCUGUUUACAUCUUUUCGUUUUCCUAUCUGUUAUAAAUACUUCUUUUCUUUUCCUUAUGUAUAUUUCUUUUCCCUUCCAUUAUACAUAUUUCUUUCUUUCUUUCUUUCUUUCUUUCUUUCUUUCUUUCUUUCUUUCUUUCUUUCUUUCUUUCUUUCUUUCUUUGAUCUUUUCUUUUUCCUCUCUGUUAUAAAUACUUCUUUUUUCUUUCCUCCAUUAUAUUUCUUUCUUUCUUUCUUUCUUUCUUUCUUUCUUUCUUUCUUUCUUUCUUUCUUUCUUUCUUUCCGUUAUUGUGCUAUACCGGCACAUUCUUUACCCGAUUACUCUUCGUCGUACGAUUGCGACAUAAGCUUGCGUCGUAAUUCCUCAACUCUCUCGCCUCUUGGUCGCAUAAUACAAAACGUUACUUGA